Sitodiplosis mosellana (orange wheat blossom midge) is the source of this 2581-nucleotide messenger RNA. Its product is annotated as putative fatty acyl-CoA reductase CG8303. The transcript is spliced from 7 exons. Gene Ontology annotation, biological process: long-chain fatty-acyl-CoA metabolic process. Lineage: Eukaryota; Metazoa; Arthropoda; Insecta; Diptera; Cecidomyiidae. Gene Ontology annotation, molecular function: alcohol-forming very long-chain fatty acyl-CoA reductase (NADP+) activity. Gene Ontology annotation, cellular component: peroxisome. The record is from RefSeq and is a predicted model, not a curated record. Bases 668 to 2260 code for a protein of 530 amino acids.
ACCUGCGCUGCUCUUUAAAUCUUUUAAUCGAAAUCGCUGUAAUAAAACCGGGACAUGUAUCGUAUUUUGUGUUGUAGACCCAAAUCUCUCUCUAUCUCAUGAAUGGCAAGUAACACAGUGAUCUUACGAUCAACGAGCAUGCGAAAAAUUUGGAGGGAGAAAAAGGUUUUUUUUUCGUGUUUUCUCUUGUUCAUCAAAAACCGAGACCGUGUAGCGAACGAGCAACAUGUUGAACUUGAAGCUGGGAAUUAGUCAACAGUCAGUUACCGAAGAACACGCGACGUAGUCGCCACGGCUCAAUUUGAAAGUAAUAAAGUGAUCAAUACGUAUUUUUAGGUGUCCUUUAGUUCAGUGUGAUUUGAUUGAAAAUUGUUUUUCGUUUGCAUAAAACAACAAAUUAAAGAAGAAAAAAAUACAAAAAAUCAAACGAUUGAUACAUAGAGUUGGUAGCUAUUUAAAUUCAACUCGAAAGGCAACCAACCGAUCAAUUUGGAACUUUGGAUGAAGUUGCGUCGAAGGUUCAUUUAAAAUAUUUUGACAACAAAAGGCAAAUAAUUUCGUUGAUGACCAGUGAAUAUUCAAGUCGAUUCCAGCCGGACAAUUUAUAAGCGAUCAGUGUUUUUUUUAAUUCGAAGUUGUAGAGAGAGAAAUUACUUUGAAUAAGAAAAUGUCGGUAAAUAAUAAUGAAAUAUUGAAUAGUGAGUUCAGUGAGCCGUCCAUUGCGGAAUUUUAUGCUGGAAAGAACAUUUUCAUUACGGGCGGUACUGGGUUCCUUGGCACCGUUUUGAUUGAAGCAUUGCUCAGCUCUACGCCAAAAAUCGGCACAAUUUAUUUGCUCAUCCGCGAAAAAUAUGGAUCAGACACCAAUAAGCGGGUUGAACGAUUGCUGUCGAAACCGAUUUUCAAUUCACAUUCGGCGGAAACAUUGAAAAAGGUGGUACCCGUUGUUGGUGUGAUGGAUGCUGUGAAUAUGGGUUUCGAUGACGAAACAUUGAAUGAGCUACGUGAAAAAGUUAACAUAAUUUUCCAUGUGGCUGCCACAAUUAAAUUCAAUACACAUUUACGUGUUGCAAUCCAAACGAAUUUGACGGGCACACUGCGGUGCAUUGAAUUUGGCAAAAGUUUAAAAAAGAUGGAUGCGUUUGUGCAUUUAUCGACGGCUUUUUGCAACAGUAAUUAUGCUGGUUUGUUGGAGGAAAAAGUAUACGCACCGGCUCAGGAUCCAUAUGAAAUGCUAAAGAUGGCUGAAAAUGACGAUGCUUGGGCCAAUAUCAAAACACGCGCUGACUGGCUACAUAUAACGAAAGAGCAUCCAAACACUUACACAUUUACAAAACAAUUGGCCGAAAAUUUAGUAAUGAAAGAGCUUGCCGGUUUUCCAGCAGCAAUUGUGCGACCUUCGAUUGUUUACGGCACGUAUGAGCAUCCCGUGCAAGGUUGGGUCGGCAACGCGAGUAGCGGUCAUCUCGGUUUCUUUGCUGGCUACUACAAAGGUUUAUUCCGUACAAUUUAUGGAAAUUCGCAGUCAAAGAUUGAUCUUAUACCAGUCGACUAUACGAUUAAUGCUUCAAUCGUGCUGGGAUGGUAUGUUGGAACCCGAAAAUUGGAAUUGCCAGAAGUCAUCCAUUCCACUUCUGGUGAUGUGAAUCCAUUAUCUCUAGAAGAAUUCACUGACAUAUUGAACGAACGAGUCCGCGUCAACCCAAGUCUGAAAAUGGUUUGGGUGCCCCAUGCCAAAAUCCGAAAUGGCCUUAGACACACCGUCUUCUUCUAUCUGUUUCACAUAUUCCCCACAAUGAUUUGGUAUUGGCCCGAAAAAUUACUUGGUCUUGGAAUUCGACAUCACACGAGCCUCGAAUUCAUGCGUAUGUUCAACAAAGGCACCAAGGCGUUCCACUUCUUCUUGAACAAGAAUUUCCAAUAUUCCACGAAAAACGCAAUGCGAAUCGCACCAUUGAUGCACCCAAAUGACGUCGAUCGAUACAAAUUCGAUGCUAGCGAUCUCGACUGGAGUGAACUGCUUGAGCGAAACUUUUUGGGUGUGCGUCGGUAUUAUUUCAGAGAAAGAGGCAAUACAUCACUAAAACACGUCAUCGUUUAUGCAUUAUUCCAAACAUUAAAUUUCAUUGGAAUGGCUGCAAUGAUUUGGUAUUCAUACAAGCUGUUUACCGGUAUUGAAUCAGCGUUCGGUUUGGGACUAUCAUCACCGGUGCUUAUAAGUCUAGGGUUGCUUCUUGGAAGUUUUUUGAUUUGGCUAUAAACCAUCGAUAGUUUUGCUCCUUCUUUUUAAUCACUUUUUGUUGUUCAUAUUCUUUAACUGAGUAUUUUUCUUUUAAUUUAAAUAAGUUAUUUUAGUAGACAUUUUGAUAUGAUACAUUUCACCUGUGUACACUGUAUAUUCGCUGAUCAAAAAAUGUUAAAAUGUAUCUUCAGAAACAGAAAAUAAAACGCAAUCCAAACGGUCAAUUAAAUUAUGUAAUCUGUGGAAAAUGCAAUUAUUUUGGUUGUGUUAAUAGUUCUGUCUUUAUUUGAAAAAAAUAUAAAUAAAUAUUAAAUGAGUAUGCUAUAAACAUUUAAUAAA